Pseudomassariella vexata is the source of this 273-nucleotide messenger RNA. RefSeq lists its product as uncharacterized. The transcript has a single exon. The record is from RefSeq and is a predicted model, not a curated record. NCBI's taxonomy places the organism in Eukaryota, Fungi, Ascomycota, Sordariomycetes, Amphisphaeriales, Pseudomassariaceae. Bases 46 to 273 code for a protein of 75 amino acids.
AGGCACAAGCUGGGCAAAGACUGCAGGUGCGAUGUGUUGGCUGUAAUGAUGCACAAGCAUGGAGAAACCAGGCGGAAACGGAGGCCGUCCAAGAAAUCCGAGGGGUAUGCCGAGCACAGGCACCGAGGAGUUGAAUGCAUUCAGUGUGGUUUCGGUCAGCGGAUUCCUGAGCGCUUUGUGCGUAAAGAAGCACUUCUGGAAUCUUUAGGGAGGCCUAAUGCGAAAUUCGCAGUAUGCUAUCAAAAUUUGAAGGCGUUCGCCACCGUCUUUUAG